Messenger RNA from Cladophialophora psammophila CBS 110553, 1233 nucleotides. RefSeq lists its product as uncharacterized. Gene Ontology annotation, molecular function: pyridoxal phosphate binding. Bases 1 to 1233 code for a protein of 410 amino acids. NCBI's taxonomy places the organism in Eukaryota, Fungi, Ascomycota, Eurotiomycetes, Chaetothyriales, Herpotrichiellaceae. Gene Ontology annotation, biological process: biosynthetic process. The record is from RefSeq and is a predicted model, not a curated record. The transcript has 2 exons.
AUGACCAAGGUAGAACAGCUUGAAGUGAUCGAGUGGAACGAAAAGCAUCUCUCAUCAGCCAGACACGAUCUUUCGUCUUCGGGCGCCUCCAACAUCUCCCUCGCUGAACUCCUGGAACUCUCGGAGGACAGAACGCAUUCUGAAAAGGCCCUGUCGCUGAGCGAACUAAGACUCCAGGGGAAUGAGCUUGGCUUGGGCCAUGUGGAAUUGCGGAGGAAUCUAGCAGCCCUCUACUCUGCGCGCUCUGCAGGAGUGACCGAGCAUGACAUUAUAAUCACCAAUGGAAGCGCUGCUGCAGACUAUACCAUAUUUUCCGCGCUGCUGCGUCCUGGGGACCAUGUCAUCUGCCAACAUCCGGUUGAGGAGCUGCUUUACAAAAUACCGGCGUCUCUGGGCGCGGAGGUAACUUGGUGGAAUGCAGACCCAGCGAAGAAGUGGGGACUUGAUAUCGAGGAGCUAAAGACAUUGAUCAAGGACAAUACCAAGCUGAUUGCGAUCCAAAGUCCCUGUGAUCCAACGGGCGCAAUAGUACCCAGACCUGUUCUCGAGGCUCUCGUGGAAGUGGCAGAAGAAGAGGGCAUAAUUAUUCUGGCGGACGAGACAUACAGGCCUCUUUUCCAUUCGAUAUUGCCGUCGGAUGAUGACUUUCCACCGUCCACAAUCAACCUGGGCUAUAAGAAAGUCGUCGUGACAGGCGCAGUGACUAGAGCAUACGGUUUGGCCGGGACGAGAGCUGGUUGGAUUGCCACAAAGGACAGGAGCAUUCUUGAGGCCUGCAAGAGAUUUAGGCGUCUCCAAUCCACCACUGCGUCGACACUUGAUGAAGUGGUUGCCGCCGAGGCCGUGAGCGACAGGUGCAUUCACGCAUUGUUAGCCAGAAACAUCAAGUUAUGCCAAACCAACCUAGAUCUGCUUCAAGGUUUUGUGGAAGAACACAGCUGGUCAUGCUCUUGGGUCAAGCCGCGGGCCGGGACAACAGCAAUGCUCAAGUUCCACAAGAUGGGAAAGCCUAUCGACAGUGAGGGGUAUUGUUCACAGUUGCUCGAGCACUCCAGCAUCCUCCUCUGUCCCGCAGGCAAAUGCUUCGGGAACAGUCAGACUAUGCGCGGGUAUGUGAGGGUCGCGUUCGGAGGAUCGACUGACGAGGUGAAAGCUGCCCUUGCAGCGUGGAGGUCGUUCAUGGAAGACAGUUUUGAAUCGGUGCCGACACUGUCGACCGCGUCAAAGAGCUGA